This is a messenger RNA of Scomber scombrus (Atlantic mackerel), 2520 nucleotides long. RefSeq names its product apoptosis inducing factor mitochondrion associated 1 (gene aifm1). Gene Ontology annotation, cellular component: mitochondrion; cytoplasm. Lineage: Eukaryota; Metazoa; Chordata; Actinopteri; Scombriformes; Scombridae. Gene Ontology annotation, molecular function: protein dimerization activity; NAD(P)H oxidase H2O2-forming activity; FAD binding. Gene Ontology annotation, biological process: mitochondrial respiratory chain complex assembly; apoptotic process. Bases 138 to 2105 code for a protein of 655 amino acids. The record is from RefSeq and is a predicted model, not a curated record. The transcript is spliced from 18 exons.
UCUGGCCUUGACGUGUAGCGCGGUGCUGCUGCUGUGUGCGGGCUGUAGGAACUAGAUAAACUAUAAACUAGCAACACUGAACCCGUCCGACAUUCCGGUCACUAAACUGGGAACCGUUAGAGCGGAGCUGAGCCACCAUGCUGCAAUGUAGGACUGUAUGGAAAAAGCUUGCUCCUCUUGCUAGAGCCUCGUCCACUGUGUGCCGGCAGAAUUUGAGAAGAGCAGGGUUGAACAACUGCAGAAUACCAGCAUGUGUUCCUGCGGCUCACAUGUCCACUGGGCCUGCAGGGGGAGGAAGGCAAAACCAGCUGUACGCCCUCUUGGUCGGAGCAGCCGGCCUUGGUGGAUCGAUAUAUGCAUACCAAACUGUCAAAGGAGACAAUAAAAGAUAUCAGGAGCGUCUUGAUGAAAUUGCAUCAAGACCAUACAAACAGGCCACAGAAGAAGCAGCUGUACCCACCCAGACAGAUGCUCCUGCUGUCUCUGAGCCAGAAGCAGCACCUUCACCAAAGGAGUCGAGCCCUGCGGAAAAGACUCAACUUCCCACAGCAGAGGAGCCUGUGUUAGAAGCACCUCCAGAAGAAGCAGCAGUACCACCUGCUGCACCUGUAGUUGAGGAGGGAGUGGCCUCUGAACCUGCCCUAACCAAGAUCCCCUCACAUGCCCCCUAUCUCCUUAUUGGUGGAGGUACUGCCUCUUUUGCUGCAGCCCGGUCCAUUCGAGCCAGAGACCCCGGUGCCAAGGUAUUGAUUGUAACUGAUGAGGCAGACCUUCCAUACAUGAGACCACCUCUUUCCAAGGAACUGUGGUUCUCUGACGACUCCAGUGUGACGGAAACACUGCGUUUCAAACAGUGGAAUGGAAAGGAAAGAAGUAUCUACUUCCAGCCUCCAUCAUUCUACAUUGAUCCUAAAGAAUUGGAAAGUACAGAGAAUGGGGGAGUGGCGGUUCUUAGUGGCAAAAAGGUGGUUCACAUGGAUGUCAGAGGAAACAAAGUUAAACUGGAUGAUGAUACUGAGAUUUCAUAUGACAAGUGCUUGAUUGCUACCGGCGGUGUGCCAAGAAAUCUGCAGGUCAUUGAAAGAGCAGGAGAUGAGGUGAUGAAGAGGACAACUUUGUUCCGCAAGAUCAAUGACUUCAAAUCACUAGAUAAAGUCUCCAGAAACGUCCAGUCCAUCACAAUCGUUGGAGGAGGCUUCUUGGGCAGCGAGCUGGCCUGUGCCCUCGGCAGGAGAUGUAAUGAGUCUGACCUGGAGGUGAUACAGAUGUUCCCAGAGAAGGGCAACAUGGGAAAAGUGCUGCCUGAGUAUCUGAGCAACUGGACAACAGAAAAAGUCAAGAGAGAGGGAGUAAAAGUUAUCUCAGAAGCUUUAGUAAAAUCCGUGACCUGCAAGAAUGAUAAGUUAGAAAUCAAACUGAAGGAUGGCCGAAUGGUGAAAACUGAUCACAUUGUUGCAGCUGUUGGCCUGGAGCCUAAUGUUGACCUUGCCAAGUCAGCAGGUCUGGAGGUGGACUCUGACUUUGGUGGCUAUCGGGUCAAUGCAGAGCUGCAAGCCAGGUCCAAUAUUUGGGUGGCAGGAGAUGCUGCUUGUUUCUACGACAUCAGGCUGGGCCGCAGGCGGGUGGAGCACCACGAUCACGCCGUUGUGAGUGGUAGACUAGCAGGAGAGAACAUGACAGGAGCCAACAAACCCUACUGGCAUCAGUCUAUGUUCUGGAGCGACCUGGGUCCUGAUGUAGGCUAUGAGGCAAUUGGGAUCGUUGACAGCAGCCUACCAACAGUAGGAGUGUUUGCCAAAGCCACUGCCAAGGAUACACCUAAAGCUGCUACUGAGAAGUCUGGUACUGGGAUCCGCUCAGAAAGUGAAACAGAGGAUGUAGCCAUAAGCCCAGCAGCCUCUUCAACACCCCCCCCGCCUGCGCAGUCACACAAAGACGACUAUGGCAAAGGAGUCAUCUUCUACCUGAGAGACAAAGUGGUGGUGGGCAUUAUCCUGUGGAACGUCUUCAACAGAAUGCCAGUCGCAAGAAAGAUCAUCAAGGAUGGAGAGGAACACGUGGAUCUGAAUGAAGUGGCCAAGCUGUUCAACAUCCACGAGGACUAACAUGGUGAAGGCUGAGACUCAUUACAGGAGGGGAGUUAAGCCUCAUGUGAAGACUGAACUUUGGCAGUCAUUGCCACACACUUUCAGACACAACUGAUCAUGCAUACAGAGGGGAGGAUCAAUGUAAAUUACGUCAUGUUGCUGAAAUAUUUUCAUAUUUGGAAUCUGCUGCAUCAUUUUAUUUUUUUGUCUGUUUUUUUCUAUUCAGGAGAAAAUCAAUGUCUCAUCUUCUUGCUGCCACCACUCUUUUUGCUCAUGUUUUUGUUUUUCAAGUCAUGGUCAAAGUGUGAUUGUCUGUCCGCUUUUCUGCACCAGGCUGAUAAUGUUCAGCAUGGAUUAUUGUUGUGUUCCUCUGUGUGUGAUCAGAGCAGCUUGUCGUGAGAAAAGCUGCAAUAAAAGCUAUUUUUAAAUUGGA